Messenger RNA from Metarhizium acridum CQMa 102, 840 nucleotides. The record is from RefSeq and is a predicted model, not a curated record. Lineage: Eukaryota; Fungi; Ascomycota; Sordariomycetes; Hypocreales; Clavicipitaceae.
AUGGAUCUCAUCUUCCAGGGCCACCACAUCCAAUCCGCGGAGUCCCACAACACCAUCAACCUCGAACUUCCUCUUCAGCCGCUCCAGCGCGCACUCAAAUCCGCUCUCAACAGCAUAUCCGCGUCCCUGCGGCUCACUAAAAAGGACGGUCUGCCAAUUCUGUCCAUGACCAUCACGACAACCACGUCGAACGUGUCCUCAGCCGCAGUUAAAUUGUCGUCCGAGGACCCCUUUGGCGAUGACGUCUUUGAGCAGGAGCACCUCGAGACGUCACUACGCAGAGAGCACGAGAAGAUUAUCACACAGGACAUACCCGUGCGUGUGCUGCACCCAGUGACCGUCGAGACAAUCAUGCAGCCAAGAGUGCGGGAACCAGAUGUCCACAUUCAAUUGCCGCCGUUGCUGCAGCUCAAAGCUAUAUCAGAUCGCUUCACAAAGCUAGCCUUGACAGGGGCAAACUCUUCCAAGGCACCAAAAUUGGAACUCAGUGCCAAUAUGCACGGGAGCUUGCGGCUGCGAAUAGCCACUGAAACAACUGACAUAUGCAGCGUAUGGUCCAAUCUCGAAAAUCCCGAAUUGGACCCUCUGCAGCUAGAACGGCCUGUUGAAGAGCACCCUAGUACCAAGUUUCGCGAAAAGGGACCAGGUCGAUGGGCCACGGUGCGUGUAGAUGGCAGGGACUGGAGUAGAGUGCUAAGCGUGGGUCGACUGGAGGGUCGUGUCAUUGCUUGCUUUGCAGAUGACCAUGCCUUGAUCCUUUAUGUUUAUGUCCCGCAUUAUGAUGAUGCAACUGAGGACGAGUCUGUUGUUACCUAUUACGUACAAUCAUACAGCAGGUGA